Ceraceosorus bombacis is the source of this 1438-nucleotide messenger RNA. Lineage: Eukaryota; Fungi; Basidiomycota; Exobasidiomycetes; Ceraceosorales; Ceraceosoraceae. The record is from the annotation of a GenBank genome assembly.
AUGUCGACAACUUCAUCAUCCCAGCCAAGACAUGCGAAUGGCUAUCACUUGCAAUGCACUGGACAAGCUUUAGAGACUGCCAGACGGCACGAAAAGGAUGUUGAGCCAUCUACGGGUGACGAGAUUACGCUGUAUGGCAGCUGCUUUUGGUACGUUUGAGCGGUAGAGUCAAGUCAAGAAUCAAGGAGUGGUGGACGUAUGAUGUGCCGCCUUUCUUAUCCUUACAUCGACGAAAUGUUGUCCAUAAAGUCCCUUUGUACACAGAGCUUGGAUCACGCUCGAGGUGCUAGGUCUGCCGUGAGUGGGUUUUGCGUGCCCAGUCACGACUCCUUGCUAUCGACAUGUUGCUCCAUCUCAAAAUCUCUGGUCUGCUCCUUCUUUUGCAGUUACAAGUACGUCGAAGGUGAGCAAGUAGGAGGCGCCUCGAAUCACCUUGCUUGACCCAGCCUCUAUCCACUUGUUGACCAUACUCCUACCGCUCCCCCCCCCCGACCCACAGUGGACCCCUACGCCAAACCAGCUUCACUUUUGGCGCUCAAUCCCAAAGGUCUGGUGCCCGCUGUCCAAGUCGGUCCCGAUCCGCACAAUGGUUUGGGCGAAUCGACGGUGAUCAUGGAGUACCUGGCCGAGCGCAGCGAUUCGCGCGGAGGAGCUCUCUUUCCAUCCAUCGAUAGACCCUUUCAAAGGGCUCAGGCGCGUCUGGCAGCCGACAAGAUCAAUCGAACGCUUUUGCCUGCUUUUUACAAGUACCUCCAGGCGCAAGAGGUGCAGAGACAGGUCGAGGCUGGAAGGGAAUUCUUGAAUGGCAUGACCGCUUUCGUGGAGAGCAUGCAGCAGGGAAGCGGACCGUUUUGGGACGGCACGGAUAAGAUUGGCUGGGCAGAUGUCAUGAUUGCUCCGUGGGCCAUCCGGGCUGCUAUAGUGCUCAAGGUGCGUUGAUGAGCAGAUCAAGACACGAAAACGACAUUCCAAAUGCUUGGCUGAGCGACAAUUUGUGCACAAUUCUCUCCAGCAUUACAGAGGCUUCGAUAUGAAGGCUGAUCCCGACGGGCGGUACGAGAAGUGAGCUGCUGCAGAAACCUCUUGUGCCAAUGAGGUCCCCCACGCUGAAAGUCUUUGCGCACAGGUGGCAAAGUGCACUGCUGGCUCACCCCGCGGUCAAAGCGACGACGAGCACGGAUGAGCUCUACCUCGACAGCUAGUGCGUUCGCAGCCUUGGCGAACAAGCAUUUCUUGACCCCACGUUGACUGUUCCGAUCGCCGGUCUAUGCUCCAUACUGGGCCCGGCAUCUUCUUAGCGCACGAUAUGCAGAGAACAGACCAAACACUUCUCAGGUUGCGGAGGCUAUCAAUUCGGGACGUGAGUGUCACAUGGGAGGUCACAAGCGCACCGCUACGGCUGAGUCUAUUGCCGUUUCCCACAGGUGGUCUGCCUUGA